This is a messenger RNA of Chelonus insularis, 3503 nucleotides long. RefSeq names its product Shaker cognate b (gene Shab). NCBI's taxonomy places the organism in Eukaryota, Metazoa, Arthropoda, Insecta, Hymenoptera, Braconidae. The coding region runs from base 38 to 3433 and encodes 1131 amino acids. The transcript is spliced from 7 exons. The record is from RefSeq and is a predicted model, not a curated record. Gene Ontology annotation, biological process: protein homooligomerization; potassium ion transmembrane transport. Gene Ontology annotation, molecular function: delayed rectifier potassium channel activity; protein binding. Gene Ontology annotation, cellular component: voltage-gated potassium channel complex; membrane.
GUUACCCUGAGGCCGUAAACUAAAAAACGUUCAUCUGAUGCUGAACGAUAAAAAAUACGAAGACGACGCGGGCGUGGAUCCGGACCGCAAUGGAAAUGGAUUUUUACCGAACAUGUGUUCAGGUUCAUAUUCCGCGGCAACAACAAAUGAUGGAUUUGGCUUCGAUAGUGGAACAAAUGUAUCAUCAACAGCGGCAGCAACAGCAACAAAUACAACUGGAGGAGUUGGUUCGAGCAAGGAAGUCCGUUAUGCUCCAUUCACCAGUAUUAAUUCGGCAAUAUCAUCGCCACUACCACCACCGCCCCCGCCGCCGCCACCACCACUUCCUCUUCCUCUUCAGAUGCAGCAACGGGCUUACUCCCGAUCCAUGACCUCACUGCCACCAGAGCCUUUUAUGAUCAUGAGAUCAAAGGCUCUGAAUAGGCGGGUUUCCAUAAAUGUUGGCGGAGUUAAACAUGAAGUAUUGUGGCAAACAUUAGAAAGAUUACCACAUACACGACUUGGACGACUUCGAGAUUGUAAUACACAUGAGGCUAUUACUGAACUCUGUGAUGAUUAUUCCCUUAUUGAUAAUGAAUAUUUUUUUGAUCGUCAUCCAAAGUCAUUUAGUUCGAUAUUAAAUUUUUAUCGUACCGGCAAACUUCAUCUCGUUGACGAGAUGUGCGUUUUAGCGUUUAGCGAUGAUCUUGAAUAUUGGGGGGUUGAUGAAUUAUACUUGGAGAGUUGUUGUCAGCACAAGUAUCAUCAAAGAAAAGAAAAUGUACAUGAGGAGAUGAGGAAGGAGGCUGAGUCAUUGCGGCAAAGAGAGGAGGAGGAAUUCGGGGACGGCAAAUGUGCACAAUAUCAAAAGUGGCUGUGGGACUUGCUCGAAAAACCAACCACAUCCAUUGGUGCUAGGGUGAUAGCUGUGAUAUCAAUACUAUUUAUUGUACUGUCAACGAUUGCACUUACACUCAACACCAUUCCUAGUAUGCAAGUAAAUGAUGAAAAGGGAAACAUUCAAGAUAAUCCACAACUCGCGAUGGUGGAGGUUGUUUGCAUCACAUGGUUUACGCUUGAGUACGUGCUUAGAUUCAGUGCGUCACCAAACAAGUGGAAGUUUUUCAAAGGCGGUCUCAAUGUCAUUGACUUACUUGCAAUCAUACCAUACUUUGUAUCACUGUUUCUCGUUGAAACAAAUAAAAAUGCGACUGACCAAUUUCAAGAUGUCCGUCGCGUUGUUCAAAUAUUUCGUAUAAUGCGAAUAUUAAGAAUAUUAAAACUUGCGCGUCACUCGACCGGGUUACAAAGUCUUGGAUUUACCCUACGCAAUUCGUACAAAGAACUCGGGCUCUUGAUGCUCUUUUUGGCCAUGGGAGUACUUAUAUUCUCGAGCCUUGCAUACUUCGCGGAGAAAGAAGAGCCCGGGACCAAAUUUAUAAGCAUUCCGGAGACGUUUUGGUGGGCAGGAAUCACCAUGACAACUGUAGGUUACGGAGACAUUUAUCCUACGACUCCUCUUGGAAAAGUGAUUGGCAGUGUAUGUUGUAUAUGUGGUGUCCUGGUAAUUGCGUUGCCUAUUCCCAUUAUCGUCAAUAAUUUUGCUGAGUUCUACAAAAACCAGAUGAGACGCGAAAAAGCACUUAAACGCAGGGAGGCUCUUGAAAGAGCUAAACGCGAAGGGAGCAUUGUUUCAUUUCAUCAUAUCAAUCUAAGAGAUGCAUUCGCCAAAAGUAUGGAUCUUAUUGACGUCAUUGUUGACACGGGAGUUGAUGGCAAUAGUACUGAAGGCGAGUCAACAUGUGGACGUGGACCAGCUCAAACUGGACCAGGAUGUUAUCGUAAUUUUGAACAUUAUAGUACGGCUCGUCAGCGCAGAAGUGCCUCUUCUUCCUUUCCACCAAAUUCUAGCGAUGUACCAACAACACCUGACAGUCCAAAUCGAAGACUUCUUGACUUUGCACAAAAUAUUCCUGGUAAUCAGAAUGAUGAUUACUAUCAUGAUGAAUUACUUGCCCAGCAUUCAAAUCAAGGCAAUACAACACCAAGUGACGAAGAAAAAAAAGAUGCCAAAAAAUUUGAAAAACUUGAUGAAUUUCCUAGUGAGUUUGAGUGUUGCUUUUGCACUACGAAGGAAUAUAAAGAUUACAGAGACGCUGAAAAUAUAAUGCCUCUGGCGACAAGUGAUUUUCGAAAUCCAGUAUGUCAAGAAAUGAAAUCACUUCGAGAGAGCAGCAUUGAUACAUCUGCAUUUGGUGACUUAUUUACAUCACCAACACGAACAACAACUAUAACUGCUAAUGAAUCAACAACAAUAUCGCAGCCUAUAAAAUCAUACAAUGAACGUGAAAGUGUUGAUAGUUCUGAAACAUACACAACAUGUCCAACUCAUCCAUCUCACUCGCAAGAACUUUUAGGUGAUGAUGAUGCUACUAAUGAAGCUGACAGCAAUCUUUACAUAAAUCCAUUGGAAGGAAGAGAUAAUAAGUGCCGAGAAAUGGACGUUGACAAAUCGCCAGUAGAUCAGACUCUAUUUCCAACCACAGAAUUCUCUAAGAGCGUUCAAGUUCAACAGCAUGAAUUUGUUAAGGCCACUGUCACCAGUGAAGCAUUGCCAAAACAUAAGAAAAUUCGUGUUACUAAGAGUGCUGGACGUAGACCAACAAUAAGCCCCAUAGAUAGUCAAGAAAAAAGUACAGAAAAUACAACGAAACGUACAGAAGGCCUAGAAGAUAAUAAUAAUUUAUACCCAGGACUUCGCAGUAAUCAUCCUUUAAUAGGAAAUACAUCAAAUACAUCACUAGCAAGUCUGACAUCAGCAACACGUUUAAUAAAUCAGCAACUAUUUGGAAAUCUGAGCGGUUCUAAACAAUAUUCUGGAACAGGAGGAAAUAAACUUUCCAUGUCAGUCGAUUCAAUAAAUAGUGAAUCAACAAUGUCUUAUAUUAGUGAUCGUCAUCAACGUGCUAAGUCAAUAUUAAAAAAAGCUGAAAGUACCCGAAAUACGUGUUACAACAGUAAUGAAUUUAAUGGUGAUACAGAACAAUUAAUUCUCGAUAAUAAUUCGAGUCCUAAUAUUAAUUCAAUACGUAUGUGUCAAUCUUCUUUCCUUAAUAAUCAAAUAUUGGGAGCACUACUUCAAAGCAAUAAUAAUGUUGAAUCGAUAAGUUUUAAGAAUAAAAAAGCUGGAAAUAAAAAUCAAUUAAAGUCCAUUAUUGGAAGUGAUAAUAAAAAUAAAGGCAGUAAAGAUGUUGAAAAAACAGUGAGGGUUGAAGAAAAAUCUCGUAUUAAUCCAAAAUUACAAGAUAUUUAUAUCCGUUCUACUAAAAACCGAAAAUUUUCUCGACGUAAUGUUACUUUAGAUAAAAAAAAGACAUCCAUUGGGACUGGAGAUAGUUCAACAGAUAGCAGCUCUACUCGUCUUCCUCAUGAAAUUCAUCGACGACUAUCGUAAUAAACGAACAAUUUUAUUUAUACUAAAGCGAAAAAGGAAAUAAAAUUAUUCAUCAUUAUUUAUUCUUAUA